Molecule: messenger RNA, 1653 nt
Organism: Nelumbo nucifera (sacred lotus)
Lineage: Eukaryota; Viridiplantae; Streptophyta; Magnoliopsida; Proteales; Nelumbonaceae
Product: protein ELC-like
Biological process (GO): protein transport; protein modification process; endosome to lysosome transport
Cellular component (GO): ESCRT I complex
Molecular function (GO): ubiquitin binding
Source: RefSeq, a predicted model, not a curated record
AAACACAGCCUUAGUAAAUUUUCUACACCUACGGCCAUCAACGGAAAUCCAUCCCACGAAGGAAAUCGAUCGGUGACCAGGAAAUAAACAAAGCUCAGCAAUAAUUCUCCGUUGUUAUCUGCAAUCGAUCGGUGACCAGGAAAUCGAUCAGUGACCAAGAAAUCGAUCGGUGGUUAUCGGCAAUGGCCGGAGCAGCAGCGCAGAAUACCCAAUUCACCCAGCAAUUCCUAAGCAGCGUCCUCUCCCAGCGUGGUCCAUCGGCUCUGCCCUACACUGAAGACGUUAAAUGGCUAAUCCGACAACAGCUCCUCUCCCUCGUCAACAUCUACCCCAGCCUCCAGCCCAAGACGGCCACCUUCACUCACAACGACGGCCGAACCGUAAAUCUCCUCCAAGCCGAAGGCACCAUCCCCAUGUUCUAUAUGGAGGUCAUGUAUAACAUCCCUGUUGUUAUCUGGCUCAUGGAGUCUUACCCUCGCCAGCCCCCCUGCGUCUACGUCGCUCCAACACGGGACAUGAUCAUCAAGCGCCCCCACCCCCAUGUCAAUCCUUCCGGCCUCGUCUCCCUCCCUUAUCUCCAGAAUUGGAUCUACCCAAGUUCCAAUCUCGUCGAUUUGGUCCGAAAUCUCAGUCUCGUCUUCGGUCGCGACCCCCCUCUUUAUACCCGCCAAAUACCAGCGCCACCUCCGUCAAACCCUACCCCUACCCCUCCUGACAAUUCUUCUGUGAUCUCGGCGUCUUCGUCGGCGUCAGCUCGUCCUGGGAUUCCGUCCAGGGUUUACUCUUCGUUGUCUCCCUACGGUGGGAGGCUCCCGCCGUCGCCUCAGCACCAUCGGCAGCAUACGGAAGACCAAUCGGAGGUUUUCCGGAGAAAUGCGAUUGACAAACUUUUGAGUAACUUACAUGCCGACAUCGAUGCGUUGAGGAAGAAUAGAGAGGCCGAGAUGGAAGGGCUUUUUAGUGCCCAGGCGGUUUUGCGGCAGAGGGAGGAUCAGCUUUCCAAAGGGUUGAGGGAGAUGCAGGAUGAGAAGGAGGGUUUAGAGCAGCAAUUACAGAUGGUUCUGAUGAAUUCGGAUAUUUUGGAGGCAUGGUUGAGGGAGAACGAGUCGAAGACGGCGAACAUAGGGAAAGUGGAUAUUGAUAAUGUUUUUGAGCCUAUUGAUGCUCUCUCGAAGCAGAUGCUAGAAUGCAGUGCRUCAGAUUURGCUAUAGAGGAUGCCAUUUAUUCAUUGGAUAAAGCGGUUCAGGAAGAAUCAAUUCCCUUUGACCAGUACUUAAGGAGCAUCAGGUCGCUAUCGCGUGAACAGUUCUUCCAUCGUGCUACUUCUUCAAAGCUUAGGUCUACACAGAUGCAGACUCAAGUUUCUAACAUGGCAGCUCGCUUGUCGCAGUAUAUCAAUUCUUGACAAUUCAUUUGGUAUCUUAUGGUUCUCUCAUUUACUGUUAUACGGAUGUCCCGGAGAUUAUGUUUCUUUAAUGCUUAGUUGUGAUAUUUUUGUAUUUCUUUCUCCUUGUAUAAAUCAUGGCUUUUGGAUUUUUCUUCUUUUAUUUGUAAUGUGAGGAAAAUACUAGUUGUUAUUUGAACAACUUAUAACUACAGAAUAGGUGAUAUAUGGAAAUGAAUUCUUUUUUGUCGAAUUCAUCUAUAAUGAU